AAUACAUUCGUCACUUCAUUCACUUGAGUUGAGACGCACGCACUAUAAGCUGCUGUCAGGGUGUCCACAGAAAUGGAUGCUCAUUUCGCUGUACUGAACAUGGGAGAGCCCUGUGUUCAGAUCUUUGAACAACCCAAACAAAGGGGCAUGCGCUUCAGGUAUAAGUGCGAAGGCCGUUCAGCAGGAAGUAUACCUGGAGAAAGAAGUUCUGACAACAAUAGAACUUAUCCAAGCAUUCAGAUUCUGAACAGCUGUGUAAGAGGAAAAGUACGUGUGUCAUUGGUAACCAAAAAUGAGCCAUACAGACCACACCCACAUGACCUGGUGGGAAAGGACUGCAAGGAUGGAUAUUACGAAGCUGAAUUUGGACCUGAACGCAGAGUUAUUGCCUUCCAGAACCUGGGCAUCCAAUGUGUAAGGAGAAGAGAAGUCAAGGAUGCCAUAUUGCAAAGAGUGAACAGAGGCCUCAACCCCUUCAGUGUUCCUCGGGAGCAGCUUUUGCAGACGGAGGAAUACGACCUGAACGUGGUGCGUCUAUGUUUUCAGGUCUUUCUGCAAGAUGAGACUGGAUGCUUCAGCAUUGCGCUGCCACCUAUCAUCUCUAAUCCCAUCUAUGACAACCGUGCCCCAAACACAGCCGAGCUGCGUAUUUGCCGUGUCAACAAAAAUAGUGGCAGUGUAAAGGGUGGUGAUGAGAUCUUCCUGCUCUGCGACAAAGUCCAAAAAGAUGAUAUAGAAGUACGCUUCUUCACCCAGACCUGGGAGGCCAGAGGUUCCUUCUCCCAGGCAGAUGUGCACAGGCAGGUGGCUAUUGUUUUCCGUACGCCUGCCUACUGCGACAUUUCCAUCACAUCGCCUGUCACUGUGCACAUGCAGCUGCGUCGCCCAACUGACCAGGAAGUGAGUGAACCCAUGGAGUUUAGGUACCUGCCUGAUGACAAAGAUCCAUACGGCUGUCGAGAAAAGAAGCGAAAAAUUGAGAACGUAAUGAAGUCCUUCAAUUUUAAACCUGAGAUCCCUAUGACUAGAAAAACUCAAAAUCCUAUGAUGAAUGCAAGGAUUAAAAGUGAGCCAAAUUCCUAUGUAAAACCCCCUCAUCCUGGUAUGAUGAGGUCAAAUCAACAAAUCAUGUACAACAAUGCCUAUCAGCCCCCACAUAUGAUGACAUCCACUUCAGCAUCUCCAGCUCCAGGAUCAUUCAAUCAAGGUCAAUGGGGUAGUUCUUCACUUCACUUCAGCCCUGCUAGCAACAACCCCGGGCCCAGUAAUGGAGUGGGUAUGUCACAGGUUAAUCCAGUUAACCUCAUAACCCAGCUCCUUCCCUAAGCAACACUGGGGAGAGUGGAAACAACCUUCCCUUACUGAGUCCAAGAGAUCUGGAGUUUCUUGACACAGGUGCUUCUGCCAUCCCACCACGACAGGAGCAACUGGAGCACAGUGUCCAACAUUCACAGCAGCCUCAUCAUAGGAAGGA
Molecule: messenger RNA, 1474 nt
Organism: Silurus meridionalis
Lineage: Eukaryota; Metazoa; Chordata; Actinopteri; Siluriformes; Siluridae
Gene: rel
Product: v-rel avian reticuloendotheliosis viral oncogene homolog
Exons: 10
Coding region: 73-1326 (417 amino acids)
Biological process (GO): response to cytokine; regulation of transcription by RNA polymerase II; innate immune response
Cellular component (GO): cytoplasm
Molecular function (GO): RNA polymerase II cis-regulatory region sequence-specific DNA binding; DNA-binding transcription factor activity, RNA polymerase II-specific
Source: RefSeq, a predicted model, not a curated record